CUAAAAUGUUAAUAGGUGAAAUAAACGCGACAUGAGUACAAUCAAUUCCAAUGUAACCGACAAGAAAACAAUAAUAAAUUGAAUUGUGUAAGUUGAUAGCGCUACUUCAUCUCACUUGAGAAAAAGCUGCAGUUAGACUUACAAGUGUAAGUUAAACAUAGUUACAUCCGAGGACGGAACUACUCUGUUGGAGGGGAGAAUUGUAGCAACUUCUCAUUUCGAGUUUUGUUGAAAAUCAUCUUGAGUACCAUCUUCCAAAGCAUAUGCAGUCAUCGUGAAUCUCAAGUAAAAUGCAUUGCAGCCGGAAAGUAGUAAUAUUAGUUCAAGAGGUCUUAAAAGUAAGAAGAUUGGCAUAACGCCAUAUGAACAACUUACUGAUGACAACGUACUGAAUUCCCGGGUGCAGCAACAUGACCUUGGGAUAUAUUAAGUAAUGAGUCUAAAUUGAAUAUGACAUAACUUAAAGUCUACAGAGGUGUUACAAAUUGCUUAAUAUGGACUUAGCUGUUCGUUCAUUUUCAAUUUACCACACAUUUGGUCUAGGGACUAUAGAUUAUAGUUAAAUCGUUUGAAGGAUCAUAUUUGGAAUUCCCUUUUGAGGAUUUGCAUUUGACACAGGAAUUGGAUUUACCUAUCAAAUUAUAAACUUGAUAGGCCAUCAAAAACGUAUCGAACCAGAGCGAUGUUGAAUACAGUUGGAUUACCCUUAAUGGUUUGCGUCACAUGAUGGUGGCCUUUGAAACUUUAGUUGGAGAUGAGUCCCCCCUCCUCAGAAAACUAUGAUGAAAUCACCGAAUCAUUAAUUCAAACCCCGUUAAAGCAGUCAUUCUGUGAUUCACUGAGAAGGGACACCCAUUGGAAGUGUCUCAUCCUGACUGUCCUCAUCAUUGGCUGCCUUAUUGCCAUCUCCUGGUGUCGGCUAACUGUUGUCACCAAGGUCGAGGUGCAAUUCUAUGAAUAUCCUAUACGGCAGUUGAACCAAGCUAGUCCCUGUGACGAUGGCUACGUCUACAUCCCAGUGGCCUUCGUUGUAAUGUUAUAUUUGGUAUAUCUUGUUGAAUGCUGGCAUUGUCAUACAAGGUUGGAGUUAUGUUACAAGGUUGACGUCAAUGCCGUAUAUGAUAGAAUACAAUAUAUGAGAGAAGCAUUUCCCAUAAUUUGGUGGAAAGCUGUAUGCUACCAUUAUGUACGUCGAACUAGACAAGUAACUCGCUAUAGGAAUGGAGAUGCUUUCACAACUACACAAGUUUAUUAUGAAAGGAUCAAUUCCCAUACUGCUGGUUCUGCAUUCAAUUUUUCUAACUGUGGAGUAAAAGACAUGUCGAGGACGUUAACUAAUUUAGAACAGUAUCCUGCCACAAAGAUUCGAUUCACAAAAGGCUUUUCGUUCCUCUGUCCAGAGGCGGAAACUGAGUUUGAAGACCAAAGAGCAACCUUCUUUCAGGAACACGAACGUAGAGAUGAUUAUAUGGAAACUAAAGAAGGCCUCGAUUUAUUGAAUGUGAAUUUCAAAGAGUAUAUGAUUGCCUUCGCUGACACAGACAAUCUUCCUUGGUAUGUGAGCCAUAUCAUUUUCUGGCUUGCAUCGGUGUUUAUGCUUUCAUGGCCACUGCGGGUCAUCAUCGAAUACAAAACUGCUUACGUCCAUUAUAACGUCCAUAAAGUAUUCGGGUCUAAUUAUCUCGACCCAAAUUAUAAUCCAGGUCACUUGUCAAGGGUGAGUACAUUUGGGACAAAUUCUGACCUAGAACAGUACAUACGAAACAAUCAUACCAUAGUGCCAAGCUAUUCCGAGGCUCUUCUAAUGGAGAGUGAGAUACCAUGGACAAGGAGUACUCACGAUGCUAACGGAAAUAUAACCCCUACUAGUAUACCUUUGCAAGUAUUUGGUGCUGGUGCUGAAUCUAAUGCACCAACGUCUCCAAAUGCACCAAGAACAUUUAUUAUGGGGUACAUAGCUAAUGGAGAUGUAGUGUAUAGUAACUUAUCAAAUAGGCUUCCACCUAGUAUCCCAAAUGGCAACCCUCCGCGCGCUAAUGGCCAUCUACUUAAUGGGUCUGCUGUUGCCAAUGGUUGCAUACGUACCUAUGGUGCUUUUCGUAUCACUUCUGACAACAGAAACACGGAUGGUAGACAAAGACGUAGAAAACAUAAACGACAUAGAAAAAACAAACCGCGACAACGAAAUGUUGAUAACAAUGAUAUAUCAAACACUGAGCACCAUAGUCAAUCCCAACCAAAUCUAGCCGUGACUCCCGAGGGUGUUGAAGGUCGUGGUGCAAUGACUGAUGCACCUUCAGGUGAGUCGACCAAUGAAACACCAACUUGUGAUAAUACCCCAAUUCCAACUCCUGCCGAGGAAAAACCUCCACCUUAUGAAGACGCUCUUCGUAUGAGAACUGAAACUCUAAGUGAUGCAGCUGGAGAAUCACCAAGUCCUGAGUCCAACAAUCCAAGUGUUAUUGAUGAAAGUUGUGAUACCGAAACACAGUGGCUUGAAGUGCAGAAUGAAAAUCAUAUGAACACUGAUCGUAUGCUAACUAGAUCGCUAUCUGAUACGGACUUCACUAAUCACCCAUGUAGUGCAACCGUUAUAAAGGAGACCACGUUAUAA
Messenger RNA from Owenia fusiformis, 2614 nucleotides. The record is from the annotation of a GenBank genome assembly. Lineage: Eukaryota; Metazoa; Annelida; Polychaeta; Sabellida; Oweniidae.